UCACGAGACCCCGCUACGAAGCCUCCCUUUCGAUUCAAACCGAUUUAGGAACGGCCGCGGACUUUAUCUUUGAGAUAUGAGCACGGUUCGAAAAUAGUCACGGCAAUAAUUGGAGAGAUCAGCGCGCCUGUGCCAGCAUGCGCCACGGAUUCCGACCGUCAUGGACGAUCCCUGGAGCUCGCCAUGGGCGACUGAUGCGCCAGCAAGCGAAGCACAUAUAAUACAAGACGAGGCACAUACAUCAGUUUCUUCAGUGCUAAAAAUCUCUCCCACGGAAACAAGCAAUAAGCCCGCUACCUCGCCGUGGGGCACCGAUGACAAUGGUUGGGGCGACUGGACAACACAGCAAAGACAUGCUGAUGAUACCUGGACUGCACCAGGAGCUGAUCUCGAUCCCUGGUCGCAAACAUCUCAUGUUGAUGUAAACGCUGAAAUUGACAGGAAUGAGGUGUCGAAUAACAAAUAUGUGGACUUGCCUUUUGACAGCGAUGAUCGAAUUGACCAUGGACCAGCAUCAACAAGCUCUACCAGCAGCAGUCAGGCAACCAAAGAGAUGGACAAAGUCUCUCCAAGUAUAAAGGAUUCUAUACCAAAGAUAGAACAUCCAUAUCCAGCAAGCGAUAGCGAAACCGCGAAGACCGAAACAAGCACACCGGCUAAGCCAUCCAAGGUGCAGGACUUGGUGGUUAUGUAUAACGGCAUGGCCAAAAAGGCACGUUCGGCAACGAAGCUAUCAGCAGUAGAAGACUAUUUAGCCACUGAGGGCACAUCGAAGCUACAUGAAGAGUUUACGAGCGUCGCAAAUAGCGCGCCCCAGGAAACGAACACCACCAUCGCUGUCGAUGCCCAGCUCAAGAAAGACGAGCUGGACACCGCCAAGGAUGAAACCUGCUCGUCUGCGUCGGAAUCAGGCGACGAAGCAACGGAUGAUAACACGACUAUUCUAUCUGAUGUAGAGGGCUCGGCUUCAUCUGAUGCGGAACAUACCACCACUGCCAAACCGCCGCAAAAGGUGGCAUAUCCUGUGGAUUUGGCGCUCCUAGAGACACUGUUUCCGUCCACCCCUGCUGUAAACACAACAGCAGAGAUCAUUCCCGAUAUGAUCAUUGAUGAUAGCUUCACGCAAGUGUCCCAACGCAAGCUGUGGUAUCGCAUCUCUCGAUUUGGCUCUGUCCAAAAGCACGACCUGGGCAAUGAUGACAACUACAAGUAUAUUACAUGGCAGGGAUCCGAGACGCGGCAAAAGACGAUUCAAAUCGUCCGUCGGUGGAUGGAGGAAGACUCUAUUGCGGGUAGAGUCGUACUGGGCAAGAAAGCGGCUGCAAUUGGCGCCAGCAUGUUCAACUGGGACUCGUCCGAACCAGCUGUGGAAAUCGGAACACUGCUUCGCCAACACAGGGCAGAGGUAGAACCCGCAUUGCCUCGCCUAGAUAUCGCACCAAAGCCAGUUGUCAAGAUUGAAGCAAGCGACGACUCUUCAGCCUUUGCAUGGGCCACAAACGCACCCAUGACUCCCACGGAUGUUGUCCCCGUCAGCUUACCUCCAACCUUGGCUCCUGAAUCACCCAUCGCUAGCGAUGUUGCGUCGUCAGUUUCGCCUCCAUCGUCAAUAUGGGACGAGGAUUCAAGACCUGCCACAGCGCAUCGACUGUCCUCAACCAUUCCAGCUGUGCCGUCUGGUCUACACAUAUCCGAGACGGUUGGCGAUCUUGAGGAUGAGGAUGACGAUGACUGGGGUGAAAUGAUGUCUUCGCCCACACAACCUGCCGAUCCAUUAUUCACAUCCUUCGAAUCGUCUCUGAAACCGGACCCGUUCGCCGACGACUUCACCUCAAGCCCUCCAAUCCCGCAACAAGGCUGGGGUUUCGACGAUCCAGAACCAUUCAAGACGGCGGAGAAGCCAGCACCAACACAGAAAAUAACUACAACAGUUGAAGUAACAGACUCAUCACCUUGGUCUAGCGAUAUAAUCGCCGCAUCAACAACCACAACCAACAUACACACCUCAAUUAAGCCCCAAUCUCCAACAUCCCACACUACACCCGCGUUACUUGAAGACCGCGAGUUGACGAAUAUACUAGCAGCAAUACCCGACUUUUCGUAUAUGCUACGCUAGAACCCAUAUCCUCUUUGUACUUGUACUGUACAACAGUCCACUGUAAAAAGACAUCUUUGCAUUGCAUCAUUGGCGUUACUGCUUAUCACGAGCUGGCUUUAUACAUUUAAUAGCAUGAAUCAUUAAAUAAUUUCCAAUAUUAUGAACUAAUCAAAGAAUACUACCCAUGCGCAGAAAAUAAAAACG
Messenger RNA from [Torrubiella] hemipterigena, 2302 nucleotides. The record is from the annotation of a GenBank genome assembly. NCBI's taxonomy places the organism in Eukaryota, Fungi, Ascomycota, Sordariomycetes, Hypocreales, Clavicipitaceae.